Ixodes scapularis (black-legged tick) is the source of this 707-nucleotide messenger RNA. RefSeq lists its product as uncharacterized. NCBI's taxonomy places the organism in Eukaryota, Metazoa, Arthropoda, Arachnida, Ixodida, Ixodidae. Bases 140 to 514 code for a protein of 124 amino acids. The record is from RefSeq and is a predicted model, not a curated record. The transcript is spliced from 3 exons.
AGGCAUCUCCUCAGAUGAUCUCAGUGACGAAGUUUGCUGCUCUCAACGGGGGCGAGACUCAUCAGUGGACUACUCCACUUCAGACAACUCCAUUGAAGACGACUGCUUCGAUAAUGGAAGGGUAUCUCGUGCAUAUUCUAUGAAUGCAUUCGCAACAAUGGACAACGAGGUCGCCCUGGUGUUGCCCAGCCGCAGGGCGCUGCUCCAGACGAUAAGGAGGGCCCGAAAUGCCAUGCGUCCUGCUGAACCGACCUGUGCAGAGGAUGUAGACAUUGUGAGCCCCUACAACCAGACUCUGGAUGGCCAGGAUUUCCUGCUGUACCAAGGGUCGGCGCAGGGGGCACACUUCCUCAUCUUCAGCACAGCAAACAACAUGAAGCUCCUGUGCGACAGCACAACUGCGCUCGGUGAUGGAACAUUCUUCGUAACACCGAAGAUAUACACACAACUGUACACCCUCCACGGGUGGUGUGGCCUCGCGGCCAGCGUGCAGAAAAUGCUGCCUCUAGUGUAAACCCUCCCCACAAGCAGGACUGAGGAGUCCUACGUGCACGUGUUUGAGGUUGGUUCCUGUUAACGUUUCUGCCCUAAUAAUACAAGCUGGAAGUCUUAGAGAAACUAAAUUGUAGACAUGCUUAUGAACACAAUUUUAUGAUACAAUAGCCAGUGUUUGGUAUGCUACGUCUAUAAACUUCUUUUUAAGAUGG